CCUCAACCAGGGAAACAAAUCCAUCCUUCAAGGCUCCCCCCAGGGAGCUCCAGAGCAUCCUCAGGGGCCACAUCCAGCAGCAUUUCAGAGGCAAGUGCCUCCUCCAUCAGUGGCAGUGGCUCCACCAAAGGCCCCCCUGGCCUCCCUGCCCCCAGCAAGUUUGGGGCAAGGAAAACCCUGCUGAAACUCCCGGGGCCCACCAGGACCCUCCUCAAAGGAAAGAGCACCUCCUUCUUGAGCCCUGUUUGCAGCGUGAAUCCGACCUCAAAAUCGAGCUCGGUGGAGACCCCGGCGAGAGGCAAUGUUAAGCCAGGCGCCCCUUUCCCCCGUCUGGCCGACACUCCUCAGCCCAAGCCGGGCAGCCAACUGAGCCACGGGAGCGUCUCCUGCCAGUCCGCACCCUUUGCUGGCCAAGCCAAGGAGUCUGCCUCAGUUUCCUUGAGGCAGCCACAGACCCCCAAAACUGGAAUCCAGAGGCUGAGUUCCACCCCCAGCUUAUCCCAAGCCUCUCGGCUAAUGAAGCCCAGGAGGGCUGGGGGUCCCAGCUCUGGCGCCAAGGUGGGGCCUCACCGUCCUGCUUUCUCUGCAGGUGCCUCCCCAGACAGCGUGACUCCUCCAGUCCAGGGUGUGAGCCAGCCACCGUCAGGCCCUACAAGUGGAAGCACUGCCCUGCGUGGUACCCCUGCCCGGUGCUCCUCAGGAGGAGCCCUGCAACCCCCCGGCAGCAGUACCCGUACCCCCCUGAGUGUCCGGCGCCUGUCCACCCUGCCUACGCCAUCCAGGCGCCGAGCAUCAGCGCUUCCAUCGUGGCCAACGCCCAGAACUGGCCUGAGAGCCUCCUCCCCCCUGCGGCAGGUGGCUGCCCAGCCCCCUUCACAGACACGCCCCAAGAAGGCUGAAGGCAGGUCUGAGCAAGCCCAGGAGAGAAGCAGGCUGGGGGCUUCUCACCCGUCCGACCCCCCACUGGGGGUGCCGUUGGCCCUUGACUUUUCCUCUCCCGAGCAGGCAGCCCCCCAGACCUCUGGGCAGGAGACCAAGGAGCAGCUAGUGGCAAAGCCAGCCCCUGCUGAGGCUGUGUUUGUCCACCUUGGACCCGAAACCUGUGCCACCAACCCAGCAACACCAAAACCACCUCUCCACAGCCAGCCGCUCAUCGACUUCUCCAACAGCCCUGAAGCGGCCCCGCGGCGGCUCCCCCUGACACCGGCCAAGGCCAGGGCCAGCCAAGGCCCGCUUCUCAUUGACCUGUUUCACUCCCCAGAAGCAGACAAAAGUGUCCCAUUCAAACCUCUGCCGGCCAUGGGGCAGCUGAUAGAUCUGAGCUCCCCUCUCAUCAGCCUGAGCCCUCUUGAGGACAAAGAAAACCUGCACUCCCCGCUCCUCAAGUUCUAGGUGGACACCAGCCCUGAGACCCUGGCAAGCAUGCCCAGUGUGCCCGAGUCCAGGGCCCUGGCCUGGCCUGGGGAGGAGGGACAGAGGCUGACCCGGCCCAGAGGGAGGGCAGACUGCCCAGCAUCUCACCAGUGAACAAAAAAUAGGUAAUUUAUGAAGACAAAUUAAGAAACUUUGUUUUUGUUUUUUUUAAUGUCUAUUUUUAUCAUUUGUUUAAAAAGUCCAACAGAGCUUAAAUAAAACUCCCUGAACCUGUG
This is a messenger RNA of Trichosurus vulpecula (common brushtail), 1649 nucleotides long. Its product is annotated as G2 and S phase-expressed protein 1-like. Gene Ontology annotation, molecular function: microtubule binding. The annotation marks the transcript as partial. The transcript is spliced from 8 exons. Gene Ontology annotation, cellular component: microtubule cytoskeleton; cytoplasmic microtubule. NCBI's taxonomy places the organism in Eukaryota, Metazoa, Chordata, Mammalia, Diprotodontia, Phalangeridae. The record is from RefSeq and is a predicted model, not a curated record.